Carassius auratus (goldfish) is the source of this 6711-nucleotide messenger RNA. Its product is annotated as amphoterin-induced protein 3-like. Bases 1093 to 2538 code for a protein of 481 amino acids. The record is from RefSeq and is a predicted model, not a curated record. The transcript has 2 exons. Gene Ontology annotation, biological process: brain development. Gene Ontology annotation, cellular component: membrane. Gene Ontology annotation, molecular function: protein binding. Lineage: Eukaryota; Metazoa; Chordata; Actinopteri; Cypriniformes; Cyprinidae.
CACAGGUCGAUGACAUAUUAAAGCUAAAGAGAGUAAACAAAAUGUGCCUAAGAGUUAUCAGUAAAGGCAAAUGCAUAAUUGGACAAACACGAGGAAUAGGAAAAAAAAACUGCACCAUCAAGGGAGGCUCUGGAAAACACUUCCCUUUCAUAAUCUCUGAAUUCAGCCAAUCAGUACUCAGAAGAACCCUCCCCCCUCCAGAGUGCCCCUCCUCUGAAACUCCAUGCCUGUCUGUUUAUAGAGCACAGAGAGAAGAGAGACAGAGACAGAGACGGAGAGGGAUUGUAGUACACACUCAAUCUCAGUGAGAGAGCGACAGAGAGGAAAAGGAGGAAGACCCGUACAAUUCAGAGAGCAAAUCGGAGGAAAGGACAAAAAAGAAUCUGGAAGCGAUACCAAAAAGCUUUAAGAUCAUGAUCUUUACUUGUGCUUUAAUAUUUUCACCAGUUUCUCCAGAUGCCACGUGGACACUGGAAGCUUAAAAGUCACCGAGAGUUGGUAGCCCUAUAUGACAUUUGAACAAAAUGAGCGGACAAACUAUAUGUCUCAAAUUUUAAGAAUACUUUCUCUGGGUUCUGGAGCAACACUGACAAACAACUGUGUCUGUAUCUUCGGGAUAAAUCUAACACUAGAUUGCUUGUAUUGUGGACUGUUAUUGUGGUUACUGUGGUCUAUGUGACAUGCUAUGCGCCUGCUGCUCAGCUGAGGACAAGAUUACACUAACUGAACUGGACAGGAUGCUGACUUUCUCAAAAACAUCCUCAAGCCUGCGGCAGUGAGCUAACUCUUGAAUUAAGAUCUCUUCUGUUCUAUCCCAGAGGUCAGGAAUGCAAAACAACACCAACUGUAGAAAGGAUGGUGCACAGAAGCAUUGGGCUCAGCCUUGAGGAUGGAACAAAAACAAUUGCUUUCCCUUGGAUGAAUCGAAUGACCGCCCCUCCAACUCUCUCUACCUGAGAAUGGACUAAAAUCUGAGGCAGCACACUUAACAUUCAAAUAACAGCCAAACAAGAGUUAUGAGAUGGGAUAUUUGGAGUAACUACUGGGAACCUUAAGGAUAGGAACACCUAACCAAGACGUCCUGACGACACAAUGCUGUGCACUCAGGGUGGGGCCGCACCCCUAAUGCUGAGCUCUUUUCUGCUGCAGCUAGUCAGAGCCAAUCUCCCUUCUGGCUGCCUGAUUGCAUCCGAUAUCCUGAGCUGCACCAACCUCGGCCUCAACCAAGUCCCGGGAGAGUUGCCUGGAAUGGUGGCAACACUGGACUUCAACCACAACCGCUUAGAGCGUCUUGAGGUGGGUAGCUUCGCUGGUCUGCCCAAUCUUGACACCAUACGGUUAGCCCACAAUCAGCUGAGCAGACUCACUCCUGGAACCUUCCGGAAUACAAGCAACAUACGCCAUCUGGACCUUUCCUCCAAUCAACUGAACAUUAUAGAGGAGCACUACUUUCUAGAGUUAGUAGGAAUCAAGGAGUUACUCCUUUACAACAACCAGAUAGUGAGGGUAGAAAGCAAAGCCCUGAUUGGUUUGAUUAACCUACGCAAGGCCUACCUGAGCCAUAACAGACUUACAGAUUUCCCCUUCUUUUCUAUUCAAGAACAUCCCAAUCUCACUACCCUGGAUCUAAGUUCGAACCGUAUGCCCAACCUUCCAGUCAAAGACAUCGCAGCUCUAAAGGAAAAGGUACAGAAAGGGUUGUUCCUGCACAACAAUAGCCUAAUUUGCGAGUGCUCCAUGUACAGCCUGAUUAAACAAUGGGAGUACAGAGGCUUUACCUCAAUAACAGAUUUCCGGGAAGAGCAUACGUGUUUGCUUCAUGGCGAGCAACGUGCUAUGGUUCGUUUUCUCAAGCAUGUACGAUACUUUGAGAACUGCGUAAUAAAACUUCCAACUAAGAGAGUUAGCAUGGAAGCAGACGCUGGGAAAUCAGUGAUGCUGGACUGUAUAACAUCUUUAAAGGGAAAGCAUCUCAACUAUUCGUGGAUAUCCCCAAGUAGGGAAUACAUUGCUCCGCCUGGUAAUAGCAAUACAUUGAGAAUGUAUUUAAAUGGUUCUUUGGAAAUCUUGGUGGCAAAAGAGAACGACUCUGGGGUGUACUUGUGCAUGGUCCAUAACCAUCAGGAGUCACACAAUGAUUCUCUUGAAGUUAAUGUAACCGUGCAGCUACGAAUUCCAGAGGAGCCCUUUAACACUGGCUUUACAACCCUGCUGGGCUGCGUUGUCAGCCUCGUUUUGGUUCUUAUGUACCUCUACUUGACACCCUGUCGCUGCUGGUGUCUACCAGCAACACCAAGACCUGUGAACGAAUGCAGUGCCCAGUCGUCUAUUCUGACACCAACGCCACCUGCCACUACGGAGGGCCCCGGCCGCAAGGUCAGUAACAACAAGCAUGUGGUCUUUCUGGAACCCAUCAAGGAGGCACAGAAUGGGAGGCCGCGGGCAGCACUGGCCCUUGAGCAUCCCAAGCUGGCAGUAACACGGAGCGAUGCUGACUCUGUCACUUCCAUCUUUUCAGAUACCACUAUUGUGCCAUAGCGGAUGCUUACUGACAUCCCAACGACCUGCUAAAAUGAGCACGAGGGUCCUUCAACGUGCCAGUCUGCAACUGCACAGCUACUCAGGACAGAUUAGGGAGAUAUCAGUGAGCAGAACAGAGCAGGAAAACAUAUACAAUCAGAGAGAAGAAAGAUAUAAAAACAAAAAGACAAAAAGCUGGAGCCAAGUGCUCCCAAGAAUUACCUUUAAGGCUUGACUGAGCCACAGCGUUACGAGAGGAAGGAAUUGGUUUAAAACUACAAAAGCUGAAAAGGCUAAAAAGCUUUCCCUUCACCACUGCUUGAACCUUGAUAGAUUUACAGCUAUGAAUGCCUUGUCUAGAGCCUAUAACCCACUUAAUACUGCAUAGACCCUACUCUACUCUAGAAAUAGCAUGAAUGAUAUGGAGGAAAAUGACAAGUGCAUAAUGGAUUUCUAGUUUUUUACAGAUAUAACUAGAAUGUGGAUUUUUUUUUAGAUGUCCUUUGUAUCCCUGAGUUUCAUUUGGUGAUUGGUUAGUAGCAGUAAUUAAUUGCCUACUUUGCAAACGUAAGGGUUUUGGCCAGAGAAAAUGCAUCUAUAAAAGUAGAGAUUGCUUAUUUAAAGAAAUUGACAUGCAAUUGUGCAAAGUGGUGCUCCUAACCCAUAUGAAUGUGGAUAUCACGCUGAGGUCACACCUCAUCCUUAGUACGAAUAUAACUUGAAAUUGAUGAAUUUUAAUGAAAUGGAAUCUGUGAAAAAGCAUUCCAUGUUUCCCCUUGCUACCAACCCUUCACCUUCCACAAAUCCUUACUUUGUCCGCUUCUUAAUAAAUCCUUUUGCUUCGACCCUAGAGGUAAAUGUCUGCCUUCUUACUUUUAAUUGAAGUCUUUAUAGCAAAGAUGAACAUUCGAACUAUAUAAUGUGUGUCCUAAAGUUCCUGCUUUUCUAUUCAAGAUUAAAUCUAAACUGUGUGCAACUGUACAAAAUAGCAUAUUAUCAAAAGCUGCUGUCAACUAGAGCAUCACAGAGGCUGUGUGAUAUGUGGUUAACAAACCUAAAUGUUCAUGAAUUUCAUGGUUGCUUUUGACAACGGCAUACAAAAAUGCUCAUAUUUUUUUUUACAACGGCACACAUGAAUUUUACUGACCAAUGAAGUUGCAGCACAACCAUUAAUACUCUUUUUUUAUCUCUGGAACAUCGGGCCCAGUGAAGGGAUAGAUUCUGAUUAAUCAAGUUUGUGUGAUGAUCUGGAUAUUUGCUGUGACCCACAGAUUAAAACAUAUGGGGUAAAGGAAGAAUUUUACCACAGUACAUUACCCUUGAGCCGAAGCCAAUCUUCCUCAGAAUAACUGCAUACUAAUGAGUGUGUUCCAUCCAAACUGUACUUCUGUCACUAAAACCACCAUUAUCAUCAUCAUCAUCAUCAUCAUCAUCAACACACUGUUUUGUGCCACAAUUCUAACCAUAUCUGCAUGGACAUACAUUUUGACAUCCACGGCAUGCAUAGUUUUUACCUCGGCUCUGGAGUAGAAGAGAGUGGGGUAAGAUGUGGCACUUAUAUUCAAAGGGAUAGUUCACCAGAAAAUUAUCAUUCCUGAUUUCAUUCCAAAACGGUAUGACUUUCUUUAUUAUGUGGAACAUUAAUGAAGAUAUUUGGAGAAAAUUUGGAAAAUUGCCAGAACAUUGCCGGAUCACCUUCUGUGCGAGCGCAAACACGUCCUGGGAUUGAUUCCGGGAUUGAUUCCAGGUUGGGGACCUAGUAACAUUGCCAGGUUCAGUCCCGGACCGAGCGCUGUGUGAACAAAAGCCAGAACUGAUGCCAUAAAGGGUGUGUCAUAGUGAUAACACACAUUAUCGCGCGACUCUAUUAAUGGGUGUUUUAAAGGCAAAUAAACGUUCGCAAUAGAAAAAAAAAAUAUGUGCAAACUGUAAUGAAGAAGAGAUCAGUUAGUUCCUCACUUUCCACACUGAAGUGGAGAUUGUUCGCCAGUUUAAGUGAAAGUUAACGUGCCUAGUGCUUUCGACUCGUACAUUACACGUCACGCCCUGAUGUCACGUGUCUUUAUGGGACCUUUACGGGUUGUGUGUGAAAGCACGCACAUAUACCGUGUAAUCAAUGGCAGUGUGGAAGGGGCAAAUUCUAGCGACCCGGGAUCAAUUGCCGGGACACAUUACUCAUGUAUUUUCCGGAAUUGCAGUGUGAAAGGGGUUCAACAUUCUUCAAAAUAUAUAUAUAUAUAUAUUUUAAGGUUUAGCAGAAAAAGAAAGUCACACAGGUUUGGAACAAAUUUGGGGAUUGUAAAUACUGUGUAAGUAAAUAAAGCAAUGUAAAACAGAAUAACUAUCCACAUCAACAAUUCACAAUCCUAUAUAUAUGCAAAAUAUUCACAUUUUAAUAGUCAUCAAUAUGGAAAUAAGGCAAAAAAUUAAAUUGUAUAAAGAUGCAAAGCUUACUACCACUAUUUGUUAAGGUAUAUUUUACUUUUAAGCAUGAACAAUUCAUGGCUUAUCUUUAACUAAACAACUUUACAAAGUUUUACGCAAUGGGGAUUCAACAUGUUUAAUACAUAUUCUUCAGAAUAAAACUCGUAUGCAUUUCUUAAUCACUUGGAUCUGAAAACCAAUUUCUAAAUAAAUAUUCACAGGACCAAAACUUUACAUAAUCUGCCUUACUGGCACAUCUUACCCACACCUUCCCUAAAACUAAAUAUUUCAAACACUUGUAAUGCCUUACGAUAUUCAUAUGCUCCGAUAUACCACAUUCAAUAAUCGUCACCACCCGGAAUGCAGAUUCUGCUGGGUAUGUGUCUUUUCAUGCAGCUCUUGUUAAGAGGCUUCACGCAGUAGGGUGCAGUAGCUGCCUCUGAGCUGUGUGUGGUCCACCUCAUUAGUGUUUUAAAGCACAGGAAAACCUCACAUGAGCCUGGGGCUAACUGAAACCCAAGUUUUUGUGUAAGAGGGCUUUUUCGAUGUCAGUUUCAUGUGCAUGAGUAAUUAGUCCAUUAUUAGGAAAAUAAGAUCAAAUAAGACACAGGGUAUGACUAAAAUCUUACAUCGAUGAUGAAUCAAUGUUAACAGUGAUAAUGAUAUGUCAAGCAACAUAAAAAGAGACACAGUGUUCAAACUAAAAUACAAUGUUCUUUCUGUGAAAAUGCAUUAACAAGGGUGUUUAUAAUGCACAUAUUCACAGUACGGACCUAUCAACCACAAGCCAGGACAUCACUCUAUACUUCAGGUGAACGAAUGCAUAAGAGGAAAUCCUAUAAUCAUAACAUCUGCUGAGCUGUAAAAAACGGUCUAAAAAUGUUCAUACUCGCGCACCAUACUGAGCUUCAGAUGCCUGAGUGGGAAGAACAAUAUGGGCUUUUGUUUGAGCCACGAUAUUUUCUCUUUACCAUUGCUGCUAUAAGACACAAAACGUAUUGGUCCACAUUAGCAGCGCUCUCGUUACAGACUAUAUAUUGUUACAAAACCACUAUACACGUAAAAACGCUUUAUCAUACCAAAUCUAAAUUUUGAGAAGUGAAUGAAUGCAAAAUGUUAAGAUGAAACAAUUAGGGCUAUCAAAAUUAAAUAAAUGCAUGUGAUUAUAGAAAUAUGAUAAAGUGCAUUAAUUAUCUUAGAUAAAUUAAACAAAUAUUAAAUAUGAAUUUUUUGCAUUAUAUAUUUUAUAAAUGGUUUUUCCCUUCUAAAAUGACGAGCAUUUGGCUCAUUGGUAUUUUAUAGCCUUCUUUCUGUUAGUCCCAUUGCACUUAGCGUGAACAGUCCAUCACAGCUUAGUCAUUAACUGAAAAUGGAUCUUUCUUUUUUUAAUUCACUUCUUUCAUACAAUUUAUUGCAGAAAGGCCUUCACCAGUGCUACACUGAAAAUAAACACAUUGCUUUAGUCUCCCAUAAUGCAAACCCAUCAGCUGGAUUUUCAUUUCCUGGCUUCUCCACAAGAUUUCCACCAUUAAAGCUCAGCAGGAUAAAUCCAACAGUUUUGCCCAACAGCCUGUGAACAUGUAAAUGAGGAACGCGUAAUUGAUUAGCUUGACUCUAUUCCUGAAUGCUUUAAGCGGAACUGGAAGCACAAUAAAACAAAAUGCAUUUGAGAUAAUGAAAUAGAUUAUUUAACUACAGUGUGUCUGAGGUGUAACCUUAGCAAUUAUAAUGGAUAGCAAGGCAUCAUAAUCUUUUGGAAAAAUGCAU